Salvia splendens (bonfire salvia) is the source of this 2963-nucleotide messenger RNA. RefSeq names its product probable LRR receptor-like serine/threonine-protein kinase At1g06840. The record is from RefSeq and is a predicted model, not a curated record. Gene Ontology annotation, biological process: protein phosphorylation. Gene Ontology annotation, molecular function: protein binding; protein kinase activity; ATP binding. The coding region runs from base 36 to 2888 and encodes 950 amino acids. The transcript has 20 exons. NCBI's taxonomy places the organism in Eukaryota, Viridiplantae, Streptophyta, Magnoliopsida, Lamiales, Lamiaceae.
UAACAUUUAGAGUGGCAGAGAAACUGUUGCUGCAGAUGGGAGGGCUGAGAUUUGUGUUGGUUGGAUUAUGUGUUGCUCUUUGUUUAUGUUGGUGUGCUCCAAAUGUGCAGGGACAGGUUACUGAUGCACAAGAAGUUUCUGCUUUACUAGCUGUCCGCGACCGACUAAAGGAUCCUUACAAAAAUCUGAAUUGGACGAGGAAGUUUGAUCCCUGUGCCGCAAACUGGACAGGGGUCAUAUGCUACUCGAACACCUCUGAUGGCUAUCUGCACGUUGAAGAACUGCGCUUACUACAACUGAAUCUGUCUGGAGAGUUGGCACCGGAGCUUGGGCUGCUAACUCACAUGAAGAUAUUGGACUUCUUGUGGAACAACAUCACUGGAAGCAUACCAAAGGAGAUUGGCAAAAUCACUGCACUUGUUCACUUGCUUUUGAGUGGAAAUCAAAUAUCAGGCCCUCUACCAGAUGAGCUUGGUUUUCUUCCCAACUUGAACAAAUUUCAGCUGGAUCUCAACAUGAUAUCCGGACCGAUCCCCAAAUCCUUCGCGAACUUAGCCAGCGUUCAGCAUUUCCACAUGAACAACAACCGAUUCACUGGCCAGAUCCCGCCUGAGAUUGGUACCCUUCCUUUACUUAAACACGUCCUUCUUGAUAACAACCAGCUGUCUGGGUAUCUUCCACCUGAGCUCGCCCUCAUGCCUAACUUGACGAUUCUUCAACUAGACAACAACAACUUUGCUGGGACUGGGAUUCCGGAUUCUUAUGCCAAUUUUACCAAGCUUGUCAAGCUGAGUCUCCGAAACUGCAGCCUCGAAGGAACAAUACCUGAUCUUAGUAGUCUCAGACGCCUUCUUUACUUGGAUCUAAGCGUGAAUCAGCUUACUGGAAAGAUAAUGGGAAAUAGACUCGCUCAAAACAUUACAACCAUUAUUCUAUCACACAACGAGCUCAACGGUUCCAUUCCAUCCAACUUCUCUUCCCUCCCUCGACUUCAGAAAUUGGCUCUCAACAACAACUUAUUGAGCGGAUCUGUGCCAUCGGACAUUUGGGACAAUGCAUUGUUCACUUCAGAAUCAAAACUUGAUAUAAAUUUUGAACAUAACUUGCUUUCUGAUAUUUCCGGCACCCUUAAUAUUCCUCCAAAUGUUACACUAAAGCUUAGUGGAAACCCUGUGUGCAGUAGUGCAAACCAGCAAAACAUCGCCUCGUUCUGUGGAGGUAGUAAUGGUGGUGAAGACAUACCUGACGAUAGCUUGGAGAAGCCUGCAUUGUUGAGCUGUCCGCCUCAGAUUUGUCCCAUCCAAGGCAACUUCGAAUACGUCCCAACUCUGCCAGAUCAAUGCGUAUGUGCAGCACCUUUUGGCGUGGGAUUGCGGCUUAGGAGUCCCAGCAUAUAUCAAUUCCCUCCGUAUCUGGAUCUAUUUAAAGAUUUCAUAAUAUCAGGCAUUAAGCUGUAUCGUUACCAGGUUCAUGUUGAGUCGAUCUCAUGGGAAAGGGGCCCGAGGCUGAGAAUGUUUCUGCUCUUCUUUCCGGACCACAACAAAUCUACUGUGUUUGAUGCUAGUGAGGUUCAAGACAUUGCAACUGUGUUUGCUCACUUCACGAUACCUGGGAGUGAUGUAUUUGGGCCUUACGACCUCCUCAACUUCACUGCCAAGGGACCCUACUCCAACUUUCUGCUGCCCUCCAUAAACAACGGUGGCGGUGGUCUGAGCAAAGGUGCAUUGGUUGGAAUCGUGCUUGGAUCCAUCUCAUGUGCCGGUGUGAUAAUUGCCUGCCUCCUGCUUUUCAUUCAGAAACGGCGACAGCAGUCCAACUCUAAAUAUUCUGUCAAGGAUAAAUCAUUCCCCAAAGUCUCGAUGAAGGUGGAGGGUGUGAAGGCGUUUGAUUUCGAGGAUUUGGAGAUGGCAACGAACAAUUUCAGAACUCAGAUAGGGCAAGGAGGAUAUGGAAAAGUGUACAAAGGCACUACAGCAGACGGUGCAGUUGUUGCUAUAAAGCGUGCACAGCAAGGUUCGUUGCAGGGCGACAAAGAGUUCUACACAGAGAUUGAAAUGCUUUCUCGCCUGCAUCAUCGUAAUCUGGUGUCACUGGUUGGGUAUUGUGAUGAGAAGGAUGAGCAAAUGCUGGUUUAUGAGUUCAUGCCCAAUGGAUCCCUCCAUGACCUCCUAACUGCCAAAUACACAGCACCUCUCAAUCUGGAAACAAGACUGCACAUUGCACUUGGCGCUUCGAGAGGCAUUCUUUACCUGCACACGGAAGCUGAUCCGCCCAUUAUCCACCGCGACAUCAAGGCCAAUAACAUAUUACUGGACUCCAAAUGGACAGCUAAAGUCUCUGAUUUCGGCAUCUCAAGGCUUGCGCCUGUCUCAGACGCCAUAGGAGAUACAGCUGCUCACAUAUCCACCAAUGUUAAAGGCACACCGGGGUACGUGGACCCGGAAUACUUUCUGACACACAAGUUAACAGAGAAGAGCGAUGUGUAUAGCCUUGGCAUUGUAUUCUUGGAGCUGGUGACAGGAAUGCAGCCUAUAGCUCAUGGAAGAAACAUUGUGAGAGAGGUGAACACAGCAUGUCAAUCUGGGAUGAUGUUUUCCAUCAUAGACAGGACAAUGGGGCCAUUCCCUGAAGACAUUGUGAAGAAAUUCAUGACUUUAGCUCUGAGAUGUUCCAUGGAUGAGACCAAGGACAGACCUCCUAUGCUAGAAGUAGUGAGAGAGCUAGAGAAUAUAUCAUCCAUGCUCAACCCAAGUAUCUCCACCUCACCCUCCCCUCCGACUUCAUCUCUCUACGGCGACAGAACAACUAGUUACGCCACCAUGGAUCUCCUGCCCGGAACUGGAACCGACCUCGUCAGCGGUGUCAUUCACACCAUCAAUCCUCGCUGACCACUUGUAUAUAAACCAGAAUAAAUUUCAUAUGCUUGAUGAUUACAAAAUGAAACCACUUAAUUUGGUCUUGUA